CCCAUGUUGAAAUUUGUAUACCUAACACCAUUAUUGUUUUUGUUUCAUUGUUCGAAUUGAGAAGAGAAGAAAAAACCGCUAAGAACGUAAACCAGCUCAUUUUUUCUGUUUCUUUCAAAUUUCAAGCUUCCAUUUUUUUCAUCCAAGAAAUCUUCUUCCAACGUCGAACCAUCGCUUCUCUCUCCCCUCUUCUUUCGCCCUUUUCUCAGAUCAGAAAAACCUAAUUAUUUCAAAAUUUUGUGUAUUAAUUAUUGGAAAAUCCUAAGGUUGUUUGAAAAUCAAUGAAAAUCUAGAGGACAAGAGGAGAAUUACCUCCUCUUAAUCGGUGUCCAAGAUCAAAUGAAGGUAAUAAUCACUCUACUUGUUGCCGAUUGGUAUGGGAACAAUCCUUGUGUAUAUGUGUGCAAUUGAUCUUGGCCAUGGAAAACUGAGCUAUUAACACAAAGGAAAAGGUUUUGUAUGAUGAUGUUUUUGAGGAGAUCCACCCAAGCCGAGUUGGAUGCGUUUUAUCCGAUUAGACCAGAGUGCCAAGACAGUGUCCCGAAGCCACGUUUCAAGCUUAGGACAGGGAAAACUCUUAGCGCGAGGAGAUGGCAUGCUUCCUUUUCUGAAGAGGGUCAGCUGGACAUUGCAAAAGUAUUAAAACGGAUUCAACGUGGGGGUGUUCACCCCUCUAUUCGAGGUGCUGUCUGGGAAUUUUUGCUGGGCUGUUAUGAUCCCAAUAGUACUUUUGAUGACCGAAGUCUAAUCAGGCAACGCCGCAGAGAGCAAUAUGAUGAAUGGAAAGCAGCGUGUCAGAAAAUGGUACCUGUUAUUGGUAGCGGUAAGUUUCUGACAACACCUAUUGUAACUGAUGAUGGACAACCUAUAGAUGGUGAUGCGGGUAUAGUGGCUGAUGAAAAUGGGAACAAUGAUCCUGCUUUUGAGAAGAAAGUGAUACAAUGGAAGCAGGUUUUGCCUCAAAUUGGUUUGGAUGUUGUACGAACAGAUCAGCCGCUUGUUUUCUAUCAGACUGAAAGUAACCAGGCAAAACUUUGGAAUAUUCUUUCAAUAUACGCUUGGGUGGACAGUGACAUUAGUUAUGUUCAAGGGAUGAAUGAUAUUUGUUCUCCCAUGGUGAUUCUUCUUGAAAAUGAAGCAGAUGCAUACUGGUGCUUUGCGCGUGCAAUGCGUAGAUUGAGGGAUAAUUUUAAGACCACUUCCACUUCAAUUGGAGUUCAAGCUCGACUGAGUACACUUUCAGCAAUAAUCAAAGUCGUUGAUCCUAAACUACAUGAACACCUUGAGGAACUAGAUGGAGGGGAAUAUCUGUUUGCAUUUCGUAUGCUGAUGGUGCUUUUCAGAAGAGAGUUCUCGUUCAUGGAUGCAUUGUAUCUUUGGGAGUUGAUGUGGGCCAUGGAGUACAACCCAAACACUUUCUUGUUAUAUGAAACCAGUGCUGCAGCGGAAACCACGGCUAAUGUGAGCGAAAAACUGCUAAAGCAGUAUGGGAAAUUCGAAAGGAACAAUGUCAGAACAGGCUGCAAGGAUUAUCAAAGUGCAUUAGCCGUAUUUCUUGCGGCAAGCAUCCUUGAGAACAAGCAUAAACGAAUAUUAAAGGAAGCAAAAGGUCUUGAUGAUGUUGUGGAGAUUCUGGGGGAUGUAACAGGGAAUUUAGACGCAAAAAAAGCGUGUAAAGAGGCCUUGAAUAUCCAGAAAAAGUUUCUUAAAAAGGAACACCAAGGAACAUAUGCAUUGCGACCCAAAUUUCCCGCAUGGCCCUGCUUGUAGAAAGAGAGUUUUCAAUUUUGUGCUGGUUUGAAAGGAGAAAGAAUGAACAGAAACACAGGGAUUCGAUUGUAUGUAACACCAUUGCCGAUCCCUUUUGCUGAUGGAGUUGAGUCGGAAGAGGGGGUGUGUGAGACAGGCUGAAUGUAGCCUCAUGUGUUAUUCUUUUUUAUUGUGAGAAAGUGUCUUGUAACAAUUUAAGGAUGUUCAGAAAAAAUGAAAAGUGAGGACUUUUUUUUGGAUUCCUGUGUUCUUUUUUCUACUAUCAAUUCUUGCUUUUCCAUUUUGAAUAAUACUGAGUUUCCUCUAUGUAACUAUAAAAAGAUGUUCCUUUUGAAAGACUUAUUAAUUCCAUUCUUGUCUUUCCCUCU
Messenger RNA from Amaranthus tricolor (Joseph's coat), 2138 nucleotides. Its product is annotated as rab GTPase-activating protein 22-like. Lineage: Eukaryota; Viridiplantae; Streptophyta; Magnoliopsida; Caryophyllales; Amaranthaceae. Gene Ontology annotation, biological process: activation of GTPase activity. The coding region runs from base 460 to 1770 and encodes 436 amino acids. The transcript is spliced from 13 exons. The record is from RefSeq and is a predicted model, not a curated record. Gene Ontology annotation, molecular function: GTPase activator activity.